Molecule: messenger RNA, 1137 nt
Organism: Apiotrichum porosum
Lineage: Eukaryota; Fungi; Basidiomycota; Tremellomycetes; Trichosporonales; Trichosporonaceae
Exons: 2
Coding region: 1-1137 (378 amino acids)
Source: RefSeq, a predicted model, not a curated record
AUGCCCCACCCAAUUCCCAUCUUUGUUGGCGCGACGCUGGCUGUCAUCGGCUCUGGCUAUGCCUUCAAGAAGUUUGUUUAUGAUCCCCACCUCGCGCCUCUGAUCGACGCCCUCAUUGCCCAGCACCGAGAGAACCGCCGUCAACGUCACGGGUACGAGGCCGUCCCCGUUCCCGUACAGUCGAGUCCAGAGCAUCAGCGACAGGCUCCGUCAAGUGGACGAAGUACAGCCCUGGAUCAACGGUCGCCGCGCCACCGCCGUCCAGCCGAAAUGUACGAGCUCGACGACGCGCGAGUGGUCGGCGACGAAAAGUCGUUCAUGCCGCCGCCGCGCCCCCGCUGCCCGGACGGUCGCAUGCGCAGUUUCGACGACCACCCCGUUCCGGCGCCGCACCGCAACGACACGCCCCGGUCUCCACCCUCGCCGCCGCCCAUGGCCCAGCCUGUCCCUCACCGUGUCAUCUCCGUGCCGCCGAUCCAGCUCAUCAAUGUCCACACACCGUCGUCUCCAGAGGCGGCCGAGGUCACACCCACCACCGCUCGUCCGAACAUGCCAUCGCUCCAAGCACCUGACUUGGCCGAGCGGGCCGAACAGCUCCAGCCUUCUGCUCAGGCUGAGACACGUGAGGACGAGGCGGCGGUGGCGUCUCCAUCGCGCCGGUCAUCUCGGUCAACUGUUAUCCUCGACCACUCAGGCCUCACCUCACCGGCUCCUGGAUCGUAUACAUCCUCACCAGUGUCGAGCUCCAUGGUGUCCUCACCCGCCCGUCAACGCUCACCGACGCUUGCCUCCAUCUCAUCUCCCACGUUUGGGUCCAUUUCAUCGACAUCUGCUGCGCCAACUGUCAGCGAUGAUCUUGAGGUUAUCUCUGUUUCCGGCACGACCACGAGCUAUGUUGACGCUGAGACUUACACGCCCCGUUCGCCCUUGUCGCCCUCCACUCCUUUGUCGCGUGCCAUGAGCCCGCCCAUCACCGUCGACAUUCCAGCGCUCUCCCUGGAGAAUCUUGCUGUGCUGUCGAUGCCCGCCCUGCCUGCUGUUGCAACUGCGCCUUCUGUCUCGUCCUGGGGCGAGGAUGAGCACUGGCGCAGCGACAGCGAGUGGGACGCGCUUAGCGACGCUGGCGUUGCUCCUUGA